Anopheles nili is the source of this 2856-nucleotide messenger RNA. RefSeq names its product nuclear receptor coactivator 6. The record is from RefSeq and is a predicted model, not a curated record. The transcript has 7 exons. NCBI's taxonomy places the organism in Eukaryota, Metazoa, Arthropoda, Insecta, Diptera, Culicidae. Bases 196 to 1590 code for a protein of 464 amino acids.
AUUUAUCAUUAACAAACGAGCGUGUUUGGAGUUAGAACUGUUGGCUUUCUCGGUGUCUGAAGCGGGUUCUGGUGACAAACUACAGCUGUUCGGUUGGCUGGUGGAACGAUUUCGAUAACAUUGCCGUUAGGCGGAACAGAGUGCGUGUUUAAGUUCGUGGUUCGGCGUUUCUAGACGACUAAAGUGCUAGUGACAAUGAUGGCCUAUCAUCAACGGGUUUCCCAGUAUCGUAGCCCCAGAAGAAUCGACUUUGAUGACCCAUCAACGACGAAGCCACCGAGCCUGGCCAAAUCGGCCGUGCUCGCCGCGCUCGAGGACGAAGAGCGCGAAAAGUCUCGCGGCACUGGAUUGAAGCGCGUCGCUUGGCCACCACCAGCCGACGGUCCAGAGUACGAGGUACAUCCAUCACAGCAGAAACAACACGCUGUAGGUCAGCAAAUCCCAUUGCAGCAGCAGCAGCAACAGCAGCCACCACAGCAGUACUACCAUCAGUCUGCUCCCCAGCAGCAGCAGCAGCCGGCUUAUCAGCAUACGAGCUUCCCGCCCCAGCAACACCAGCCGGUUGAGAGAAUUAUUCCCAUUCAAAGGGCUACUUCGAUUCAGUCUCCUUUGGCGACUCCGACCAAGUCGCCCGUUAACCAGCCCAGAUACCCGGCUCACUACCCAGCGGCCACUUCCGCGCCCAACCGCGGCUCAUCAACCGUCGCCUUCAGCGGAGGCCGUGCCGUUCUGCCGAACAAGCCGAACCAGCAGCAGUACCAACCGGUACAGCCCCAACAGCAGCAGCAGCAUUAUCAGCAACCGUUCUUUGCUCCUCAACAACAGCAGCAGCAGCAGCAGCAACAACGCGGCGGAUACGGUAGUGUGGCCCCACGCUCCCCUGGAGUGGCCUCGCCCCGUUCGCCGGGCUCCACGCUAAGCGCUAGCCCACGUGGUUGGGCCCACGUGGCCUCACCGGUACCGGCGGGUUCGUACCGCCCAUCGCCCCAACCACCGCACUCAUCUUCGCCAUCUUCACCCUUCCAUCAGCAACCGUACCACCCGGGGUACGGCGGACCGGCGGUUCAGACCGGAUCGGCUCCACCUGCCGGCGCCUGGUACGGUGCGCGAAAGCCCGAAGCACAACAGCAACAACCGCUAGCACCGCAGUAUCAGAAUCCGCUUGAGCAGCAGCCGUACCAACCGCAACCAACCGAAGCCUUCCAACCGCUGACGGCACAGCAACCGCUGUACCAACCACCGGUUCAGCCACAACACCAGCAGCAACAGCAGCAGUUGCCACCGACACUGAUCACGACCCUACGCAAGGAACCACCGAUGUCUCAGGAGCCUGCUCCCGUCUAUCAGACGCAACCGGUUGCUGCUAUUUAUCAAGGAGGUAGCAAUAUGCGAGGAGACCAAAAGUGGCCCCCAGAGGAGUACAAGCGCCAAUCGGAAGUGGACAACGAGGAACGUCGCAAGCUCGCCCAGCAGCCAGCUUUCCGCCCACGGCGCCAGCAGAAGGACUAUGGCGACUUCUUUGCGAAGAAUGCACUAAACAACACCUAUCCGGGUUACCGGGCACCACCGGGCACACAGCAUCAUGCCUAGAACCGCAACCAUCGAGAAGAGCGGCACGCGACAACCCGGUGCAUCCCAGUGAGGCCAUGUAGCGUGCAUGUGGGGUGGAUUUGCGUACCCCCCUCCCAACGGCAAAGGAAACCCGGAAACACGGAAGAGAUAGAUUGCGAGUGGGGGCGAAAAACAAAAACAUCCCAACAAACCCUCCCGUCAGUUCCCGUCGGAUGGCGUAGAACGUAGUAUUCCCCGCGUGGAGAUCGUGUGCGCAGCAGCAGAUCGGGCUAUGUUCUGAAGUACGUAAAAAUUGUUCAAAAAUUCACAAAACCGCCCGAGGAAGAAAAGGCAGCACGGGUUAGAGCAGACACACCUGGAAGUAUUUAUUCGACCGAGCUAGUUCAAAAAGAAAAACAAACGGAGCGAAGGCUUUUGAAAAGUGGUACCUCCCUAGCGUUUUCGUUAUGUUAGCGGGCGGAUGAAAAACCGUCACUAAAGAAAAAAAAAACACGGCCACUACACGAAACAGCAGCACAACCCAUCACAGGAUAUUUUCGAAACGAAACCAAAAAUGAAACACGCGCGCGUGCGUCAGUAAACUGAAAACACAAUUUAGGGUAAGAUUUUGCGAGCGAGCACGGAUCACGGAGGUACGCACUCAGCCACCCGCUGCGAAAAACGGUGCCGUUUUAGAGGAGCUUUAGAGAGACGAGUACGAGUUUCCCGACCGGUAGUAGUUCCGGUAUUUACGCGAAGGGACAGACAGACCCCCAACACGCUUAGAUUAACCCGUGCGCGAUCAUGAUACGCGUCGAGAACGGGCGCAUCACCUGCGCGGUGGCUUUGAUUUUCCUGUGCCUUGUCGUGUGCUUCCUGUUCUCCGUUUUCAUGUGUGUGUUAAUAUGGUUUAAGUAUCAACCGGCCGCCAGAGUGCGCGCGUAGGAACGCAGAAACCGAGAUGCAAGCUUACAGUUUAUGAUUAUUUCAUUUUUUGUCGCUCCCUCCCACUGGCGUGCGGAGAUGAUCGACGGUUUGUAAUAAUUUUCAGUUUUUCCUUUUUCUUUCGCGCAUCCUUUAGGGGCUUCUAUAUAUUUCGAAGAAAUGAGAAAUGGUAGCACCUGCGAGUGCCCUAGAUAUCAUCACUUAAAUCGCAAAAACAGGAACUGUAAUAACGCUUCGAUAUAUAGUUUUGUUUAUUUUAAUCUACGACGAUAUCGUAAACCAAAACGCCGUGAGCGCUUAACGCUUGUUGUGAUUUUGUGACAAACAUACAUUAAUAAAGGCUUACUCGUUAUGAACAUU